AUGUCCUACUCGACCUAUCUUCCAAACAACUAUCAUGAUGAAACCAAAAUAUACAUCAAUGGCGUGGAGCUUCUGAAUCGUCACGAACUCUCCUCAACACAAGAUCGUGAACUUCAACGAUUUAUUGACAACAAUGCGCAUAUUUUGCAAGUUCAAGAACGAGAGAUGCCGCCACCACCACCACCCCGUAAAACUCCAUCUCACAAGUACGAAGAAAUGAGAAGAAGUUUGAGCCGUGGCCCAUCUGGAACAUUGGAGCGAUACAGUUCGAUGGACAAGCUUUUCGGAUCUCAAAACAAAAAUAAGAAUGUGGAAAUUGAGCAAGGAAUCAAUCCCAGAGAUCUACCAGUUUGUCCAAAUAUUGAAGGACAUAACUACACCGCCGAGUUUCCCGGUUUGGAGUAUUUGUCUGAUAACAGAUUCAUCGAAGAUCUCAUCAAAGACGGACAAGUCUCAAUUGGAUCCACUGGAAUGAUCAGUCAACCCGGUUCUCGUGUCGGCUCCGCAAUGAGCAAUCCAUAUUCCCAACCACAAUCGGCGACAUCAACUCUCAACCGUCAAUCUUAUUCUCAAUCUAACGCCGUUCCUCAUCAAAUGCCACAGUAUCAGCAGUAUCAUCGCCACGCGUCACCGCCCGCACCACCACCGCAGCAAAACAACAACACCAAUUAUUACACCGAGAAUACGACAACCACCACCACCUAUCAGCCAACCAGUGUAACCUAUGGAAGUUCAAACGGAACGAGCCAGUAUGGAAGCCAAAGCCAAUAUGGUACCCAGAGUCAGUAUGGAACUGCAAGCCAGUAUGGAGGAAGUCAGAGUCACUAUGGAAGUCUGAGCAAUGUGGGAACUGGUAGCACGUAUGGAACAUUGAAAGGAGGAAUGAAACAUACGUCGACACUUCCACCAACCAGUCCGUACAGUAGUUUGAAGAGAAAAGGAGUGAGUUGGCUGGAUCAGGAACGCGCCCGUUCAUUGUCUCCAGGUUUACACCAAUCCACCUCGACUACCCGCCAAGUUCAUCAGCAGUACAAUCGCCCCGCCUCCACAAUUCACACUACAACUUAUACAACGACUUAUUAA
This is a messenger RNA of Caenorhabditis briggsae, 1083 nucleotides long. Bases 1 to 1083 code for a protein of 360 amino acids. The record is from RefSeq and is a predicted model, not a curated record. Lineage: Eukaryota; Metazoa; Nematoda; Chromadorea; Rhabditida; Rhabditidae. The transcript is spliced from 4 exons.